GCACACAUGAUGAACUCACUAAAGAUCCUAAUGGAGCAUAUAGCCAGCUCAUUAGAUUGCAAGAAAUUAACAGGGAGUCAGAACAGCGGGAUGCAAAUGACUCAGGCCGGCCAGAAAACUUCAUAGAUUCUGAACAACAAUUGAGCCAACAAUUUUCCUUGCCUCAGUCCUUAAGCCAUCGAUCAUCUGGAAGAGAAAACAAUAGUCAGCACCCACUCAAAACAUGUAAUGCCACACUAGAUGCUUUUCAAAUAUCAGAAGAAGGGCCUGAAGUUCUUCCGUCAGAAGCAUUACAUACGCCUCAAGAAGUUUCACUCAUCCGCAUUGCUAAUCUUAAUAAACCUGAAAUCCCAGUGUUACUCAUGGGGACUCUAGCAGCAGCAGCAACUGGUGCAAUACUACCCACCAUGGGGCUUCUUCUUUCUCACAUGAUAAAUACUUUCUUUGAGGCUGCAGAUGAAAUUCGUAAAGAUUCAAGGUUUUGGGCAUUAAUAUUUGUUUCCCUUAGUGUGGCUGCCUUCAUAUGUGUUCCAUUAAGGUCCUACUUUUUUGCUGUAGCUGGUGCUAAGUUGAUAAAAAGGAUCCGGCUAAUGUGUUUUGAAAAAAUAAUUCACAUGGAAAUAGGCUGGUUUGAUAAAGAUGAAAAUUCAAGUGGAGCACUUGGAGCAAGGCUGUCAACUGAUGUAGUUUCUAUUCGAACAUUGGUUGGCGAUGCUCUUGGCUUGCUGGUUCAGGAUAUUGCCACAACAAUUACUGCCUUAGUAAUAGCCUUUGAGGCAAACUGGCGGCUUUCUCUCAUUAUUGUUGUUUUAAUUCCUCUAGUAUUACUAAAUGGAUAUGUGCAAAUGAGGUCAAUGCAAGGAUUCCAAACUAAUGCAAAGAAACUAUUUGAGGAAGCAAGUCAAGUAGCGAAUGAUGCAGUAGGGAAUAUCAGAACAGUUGCUGCUUUUUGUGCUGAAGAGAAGGUGAUGUUGUUAUACCAGAAGAAAUGUGUAGAACCGAUCCAGACAUGUAUAAGGCAAGGUUUAGUCAAUGGAACAGGUUUCGGUUUAUCACUAUUCUUUGUGUUUUCAGUUAACGCAUGCAGUUUUUAUGCUGGGGCAAGACUAGUUGAGAAUGGGAAAGCAUCAUUCUCAGAUGUUUUCCGUGUAUUUUAUGCUCUCGUAAUGGCAUCUGUAGCAUUGUCACAAUCAAGCUUCAUGACCCCAGCUACUAGUAAAGCAAAAAGUUCUGUUGCUUCUGUAUUUGCUAUUCUUGAUCAGAAAUCAAGAAUAGAUCCCAGUGAUGAGUCCGGAAUUAAAUUGGAAGAAGUGACGGGGAAGAUUGAGUACCACCAUGUCAGUUUCAAGUAUCCAACCAGACCAAAUGUUCUUGUGCUCAAAGAUCUUUCCUUGACCAUUCAAGCAGGAGAGACAGUUGCUCUAGUAGGUGAAAGUGGAAGUGGAAAGUCAACAGUGAUCUCAUUGUUACAAAGAUUUUAUGAACCUGCUUCGGGUCAGAUUACACUGGAUGGAACAGAAAUCCAAAAGCUACAACUUAAAUGGUUUAGGCAGCAGAUGGGUCUGGUAAGCCAGGAGCCUAUGUUAUUUAAUGACACCAUUCGAGCCAAUAUUGCAUAUGGAAAAGGUGGAGAUGCAACAGAAGCUGAAAUUAUAGCUGCAGCACAACUGGCAAAUGCACACAUGUUCAUUAGCAGUUUGCAGCAGGGUUAUGAUACAUUAGUGGGGGAGAGAGGGGUUCAACUUUCUGGAGGACAGAAGCAGCGCGUGGCAAUUGCAAGAGCCAUAGUGAAGAGUCCAAAAAUAUUAUUGCUAGAUGAAGCUACCAGUGCACUUGAUGCAGGGUCUGAAAGAGUGGUACAAGAUGCACUUGAUCGAGUGAGUAUGGACAGAACCACUAUUGUGGUGGCUCACAGGUUAUCCACCGUAAAGGAUGCAGAUUUAAUUGCAGUGGUUAAAAAUGGAGUCAUUGAAGAGAAAGGAAAGCACGAGACUUUGCUUAGCAAAGGUGGUGCAUAUGCUUCCUUAGUAGCACUGCAUAUUAGUGUUGCUUCAUCAUAG
Sphenostylis stenocarpa is the source of this 2060-nucleotide messenger RNA. Lineage: Eukaryota; Viridiplantae; Streptophyta; Magnoliopsida; Fabales; Fabaceae. The record is from the annotation of a GenBank genome assembly.